AUGGCGGAUGAAGAAGUUUUGAGCUUGGAGCCCGUAAGCUCACCUAACUCUUUAAAACGGAAACCCGACCAUGAAACACUAGAAGCUGGAAUAAAAAGAGUUGCUCUUGAAGACAACGAGGCUGAGCCCCAAAAUUCGGAAUUGAACGGAGAUGGCACGCAUCUCACUGAGAAGGACUCUGGACAAGUUCCUAAUUAUAUUAAUUUGCGUAUGUUAUGUUUGAUGAAGCAGGCUUCAAAAGUGGUUGGAGGAAAAGGAGAACGUGUUAAUAGGAUAAAAUCUGAGACAAACACGAGAAUUAAUGUGUCAGACAACAUUAAUGGUGUCAUGGAAAGGGUAAUAUUUGUUCGAGGAAAGUGUGAAGAAGUAGCCAGAGCGUUUGGGAAAAUUGUCAGGGCUAUUAAUAAUGAGAGUGAUGACGAUUCAAAUGAGAGAUCUCUGCCAUUAGUGGUGAAUUUACUAAUUCCUCACCAUUUUAUGGGGUGCAUAAUCGGUAGACAAGGUUCGAGGCUCCACGAAAUCGAGGAUCUGAGUGCUGCUAGGCUUAUGGCAAGUCCACAACAACUGCCCAUGUCCAAUGAUAGAAUUUUGUCUCUUACCGGAGUUGCAGACGCGAUUCAUAUUGCUACUUACUACAUUGGUCAAACAAUAUUGGAAAAUGAGAGUAAACUAAAGAACAAAAAAUCGGUAUUUUAUCAUCCUGGCCCGAUGCAUUCUGUACUAGUCAACAAUUACCAGAUGUACAUGAUUUAUUCAGGUGGUGCUCCGACUAAUCCUCAAGAUAUAACACCCAUGGUCGCACCCCACCAGGAGCAUCAUCAGUAUCAUCCUAUGGACAAAAAGACAAUGAAUCGCAGAACGAAACCACCCGUUUCCAAAUACCCAAUAGGGCCACAGCAGUCUCUUCAGCCGUAUACUGAUAUGGUUGACUCGUGUAAGCAUGUCAAAAUAAUCUCUCAGUUACAACAAUCUCCUAUCUCUCCCCACUUAGUAUUACCACAAGAGGUGUUCAUCGAUAACAAAUUUGUUGGUAACGUCAUAGGAAAAGGUGGUAAAAAUAUUCAGCAGAUCAAACAAUCAACAGGAUGCAUGAUUAAAAUUAAUGAUCCUGUGGAAGGUCUUGAUGAAAGAAAACUUGUCCUGAUCGGAACUCCUUUGGCAACCCAAACUGCCAUAAUGAUGAUCAAUAACAGAAUUGAUAUGGAUAAAAGAAAAAGACAAGAAAACAUCACCAUUGGAAUGAACGACGAGUGA
This is a messenger RNA of Kluyveromyces lactis, 1254 nucleotides long. It is a transcript of the gene PBP2, whose product is annotated as telomere maintenance protein PBP2. The transcript has a single exon. Gene Ontology annotation, biological process: regulation of gene expression; regulation of RNA metabolic process. The record is from RefSeq and is a predicted model, not a curated record. Gene Ontology annotation, molecular function: mRNA binding. NCBI's taxonomy places the organism in Eukaryota, Fungi, Ascomycota, Saccharomycetes, Saccharomycetales, Saccharomycetaceae. The coding region runs from base 1 to 1254 and encodes 417 amino acids. Gene Ontology annotation, cellular component: cytoplasm; nucleus.